Pistacia vera is the source of this 1105-nucleotide messenger RNA. RefSeq names its product ras-related protein Rab11A. Gene Ontology annotation, molecular function: GTPase activity; GTP binding. NCBI's taxonomy places the organism in Eukaryota, Viridiplantae, Streptophyta, Magnoliopsida, Sapindales, Anacardiaceae. The record is from RefSeq and is a predicted model, not a curated record. The coding region runs from base 200 to 874 and encodes 224 amino acids. The transcript is spliced from 2 exons. Gene Ontology annotation, cellular component: endosome.
ACAUGCCUUAAAAAGUAAAAACUUUUACUUUCCCAAUUAAUAAUAAAAACUCUGGAACCCAGUUUCACCCGACCCAACUCCAACUCCAACUCCAACUUCAACUCCAUCAAAUUUCACCUUCUUCUUCAUCAUUCCCACAAGUUCACUUCCUCUCUUCAUUCUUUGAUUUCUCAGUUUAAACAAACACUAACACAAACACAUGGCUACUGGAGGCUAUGGAGAUCCCAAUCAAAAGAUAGACUAUGUGUUCAAAGUUGUAUUAAUCGGAGACUCUGCUGUUGGCAAGUCUCAGAUACUUGCCAGGUUUGCCAGAAAUGACUUCAGUUUGGACUCCAAAGCCACUAUUGGAGUUGAGUUUCAAACGCGUACUUUAGUUAUUGAACAUAAGAGCGUUAAAGCUCAGAUCUGGGACACUGCUGGCCAAGAACGAUACAGAGCUGUCACAAGUGCAUAUUACAGAGGUGCUGUUGGGGCAAUGCUGGUUUACGAUAUAUCGAGACGCCAGAGCUUUGAUCACAUACCCCGUUGGCUGGAAGAGCUGCGAAGCCAUGCCGAUAAGAAUAUUGUUAUCAUCCUGAUUGGGAACAAGAGUGAUCUGGAGGACCAGCGUGCAGUUCCCACAGAGGAUGCCAAAGAAUUUGCUGAGAAGGAAGGCCUGUUUUUCUUAGAGACCUCAGCAUUGCAAGCAACAAACGUUGAGACUGCCUUCAUGACCGUCUUGACUGAGAUUUUCAAUAUUGUGAACAAGAAGAAUCUAACAGCUGAAGAAGGUCAAGGCAAUGGCAACCCCGCAAACCUUGCUGGCAAGAAGAUCCUUAUUCCAGGACCUGCACAGGAAAUCCCAGCUAAGAGCAACCUGUGCUGUAGAACUUGAUGUGAUGUUCCAUGUAGCUAGUAUCAAUUUUUGGGAGGUGUGAUUUAUUUGUGUUGUAUAUUUUUUUUUAACAUUGGUUUAGUUAAGUUUGAUGAGCAGAUGAUUAAUUCAAUGUUUUUAAAAGCCAUAAAACAGUUAAAAGGGUGUGGAGCACUUGUUACCAAUUUGCAUUAAAUAUGGUUGUUGAUUAUUUAGCCUACCUGUUUCAUUUUAAACCAUUUUGCAGUACAA